Myotis brandtii (Brandt's bat) is the source of this 8278-nucleotide messenger RNA. It is a transcript of the gene ITPR3, whose product is annotated as inositol 1,4,5-trisphosphate receptor, type 3. Gene Ontology annotation, molecular function: inositol 1,4,5-trisphosphate-gated calcium channel activity; inositol 1,4,5 trisphosphate binding. The coding region runs from base 90 to 8138 and encodes 2682 amino acids. The record is from RefSeq and is a predicted model, not a curated record. Gene Ontology annotation, biological process: calcium ion transmembrane transport. Gene Ontology annotation, cellular component: membrane; endoplasmic reticulum. NCBI's taxonomy places the organism in Eukaryota, Metazoa, Chordata, Mammalia, Chiroptera, Vespertilionidae. The transcript has 58 exons.
UGGAUGACCGCUGUGUGGUGGAGCCCGCGGCGGGGGACCUGGACAACCCCCCCAAGAAGUUCCGAGACUGCCUCUUCAAGGUGUGCCCCAUGAACCGCUACUCGGCCCAGAAGCAGUACUGGAAGGCCAAGCAGACCAAGCAGGACAAGGAGAAGAUCUCCGACGUGGUGCUGCUGCAGAAGCUGCAGCACGCGGCCCAGAUGGAGCAGAAGCAGAACGACACGGAGAACAAGAAGGUGCACGGGGACGUCGUCAAGUACGGCAGCGUGAUCCAGGUGAGCCGCCUCCUGCACAUGAAGAGCAACAAGUACCUGACGGUGAACAAGCGGCUGCCGGCCCUGCUGGAGAAGAACGCCAUGCGGGUGACGCUGGACGCCACGGGCAACGAGGGCUCCUGGCUCUUCAUCCAGCCCUUCUGGAAGCUGCGGAGCAACGGGGACAACGUGGUCGUGGGGGACAAGGUGAUCCUCAAUCCCGUCAACGCUGGGCAGCCCCUGCAUGCCAGCAAUUACGAGCUCAGCGACAAUGCCGGCUGCAAGGAGGUCAACUCUGUGAACUGCAACACCAGCUGGAAGAUCAACCUGUUCAUGCAGUUCCGCGACCACCUGGAUGAGGUGUUGAAAGGGGGGGACGUGGUGCGGUUGUUCCACGCGGAGCAGGAGAAGUUCCUGACGUGCGACGAGUACAAGGGCAAGCUGCAGGUGUUCCUGCGCACCACGCUGCGCCAGUCCGCCACCUCGGCCACCAGCUCCAACGCCCUCUGGGAGGUGGAGGUGGUCCACCACGACCCCUGCCGUGGAGGCGCCGGCCACUGGAACGGCCUGUACCGCUUCAAGCACCUGGCCACGGGCAACUACCUGGCUGCUGAGGAGAACCCCAGCUACAAGGGUGAUGCCUCUGACCCCAAGGCAGCAGGAGCGGGAGUGCAGGGCCGCCCAGGCCGUCGGAACGCUGGGGAGAAAAUCAAGUACCGCCUGGUGGCUGUGCCCCACGGCAACGACAUCGCCUCGCUCUUUGAGCUGGACCCCACCACGCUGCAGAAAACCGACUCCUUCGUGCCCCGGAACUCGUAUGUGCGGCUGCGGCACCUCUGCACCAACACGUGGAUCCAGAGCACCAACGUGCCCAUCGACGUGGAGGAGGAGCGGCCCAUCCGGCUCAUGCUGGGCACCUGCCCCACCAAGGAGGACAAGGAGGCCUUUGCCAUCGUGUCGGUUCCCGUGUCUGAGAUCCGAGACCUGGACUUUGCCAACGAUGCCAGCUCCAUGCUGGCCAGCGCCGUGGAGAAGCUGAACGAGGGCUUCAUCAGCCAGAACGACCGCAGGUUCGUCAUCCAGCUGCUGGAGGACCUGGUGUUCUUUGUCAGCGACGUCCCCAACAACGGGCAGAACGUCCUGGACAUCAUGGUCACCAAGCCCAACCGGGAGCGGCAGAAGCUGAUGCGGGAGCAGAACAUCCUCAAGCAGAUCUUUGGCAUUCUGAAGGCUCCCUUCCGCGACAAGGGUGGUGAGGGCCCCCUGGUGCGGCUGGAGGAGCUGUCGGACCAGAAGAACGCCCCCUACCAGCACAUGUUCCGCCUCUGCUACCGGGUGCUGCGGCACUCCCAGGAGGACUACCGCAAGAACCAGGAGCACAUCGCCAAGCAGUUUGGGAUGAUGCAGUCCCAGAUCGGCUACGACAUCCUGGCUGAGGACACCAUCACCGCCCUGCUGCACAACAACCGCAAGCUCCUGGAGAAGCACAUCACCAAGACCGAGGUGGAGACCUUCGUCAGCCUGGUGCGCAAGAACCGGGAGCCCAGGUUCCUGGACUACCUCUCCGACCUGUGUGUGUCCAACCACAUCGCCAUCCCCGUCACCCAGGAGCUCAUCUGCAAGUGUGUGCUGGACCCCAAGAACAGCGACAUCCUCAUCCAGACCGAGCUUCGGCCCGUGAAGGAGAUGGCCCAGGCCCACGAGUACCUGACCAUCGAGUACUCCGAGGAGGAAGUGUGGCUCACCUGGACCGACAAGAACAACGAACACCAUGAGAAGAGCGUGAGGCAGCUGGCCCAGGAGGCGCGGGCCGGCAAUGCCCACGACGAGAACGUGCUCAGCUACUACAGGUACCAGCUGAAGCUCUUUGCCCGCAUGUGCCUGGACCGGCAGUACCUGGCCAUCCACGAGAUCUCCCAGCAGCUGGGCGUCGACCUGAUCUUCCUGUGCAUGGCCGACGAGAUGCUGCCCUUUGACCUGCGCGCCUCCUUCUGCCACCUGAUGCUGCACGUGCACGUGGACCGCGACCCCCAGGAGCUGGUCACGCCUGUCAAGUUUGCCCGCCUCUGGACCGAGAUCCCCACCGCCAUCACCAUCAAGGACUAUGACUCCAACCUCAACGCCGCCCGAGAUGACAAGAAGAACAAGUUCGCCAGCACCAUGGAGUUCGUGGAGGACUACCUCAACAACGUGGUCGGCGAGGCCGUGCCCUUCGCCAACGAGGACAAGAACAAGCUCACCUUCGAGGUGGUCAGCCUGGCGCACAAUCUCAUCUACUUCGGCUUCUACAGCUUCAGCGAGCUGCUGCGGCUCACACGCACGCUGCUCAGCAUCAUCGACUGCGUGCAGGGCCCGCCCGCCAUGCUGCAGGCCUACGAGGACUCGGGUGGCAAGAACGUGCGGCGGUCCAUCCAGGGUGUGGGCCACAUGAUGUCCACCAUGGUGCUGAACCGCAAGCAGUCCGUCUUUGGAGCCCCCAGCCUGCCUGCCGAGGCCGGGGCCGCGGAGCCGCUGGACAGAAGCAAGUUCGAGGAGAAUGAGGACAUCGUGGUGAUGGAGACCAAGCUGAAGAUCCUGGAGAUCCUGCAGUUCAUCCUCAACGUCCGCCUGGAUUACCGCAUCUCCUACCUGCUGUCCGUCUUCAAGAAGGAGUUUGUGGAGGUGUUUCCCAUGCAGGACAGCGGUGCUGACGGCACAGCCCCCGCCUUCGACUCCACCACUGCCAACAUGAACCUGGAUCGCAUCGGGGAGCAGGCGGAGGCCAUGUUUGGAGUGGGGAAGACGAGCAGCAUGCUGGAGGUGGACGACGAGGGCGGCCGCACCUUCCUGCGCGUGCUCAUCCACCUCACCAUGCACGACUACCCGCCGCUCGUCUCGGGGGCCCUGCAGCUGCUCUUCAAGCACUUCAGCCAGCGCCAGGAGGCCAUGCACACCUUCAAGCAGGUGCAGCUGCUGAUCUCCGCCCAGGACGUGGAGAACUACAAGGUCAUUAAGGCGGAGCUGGACCGGCUGCGGACCAUGGUGGAGAAGUCGGAGCUGUGGGUGGACAAGAAGGGCAGCGGCAAAGGCGAGGAGGUGGAGGCGGGCACCGCCAAAGACAAGAAGGAGCGGCCCACGGACGAGGAAGGCUUCCUGCCGCCGCCGGGGGAGAAGAGCAGUGAGAACUACCAGAUCCUGGAGCGGCUGAACAAGAUGUGCGGCGUCGGGGAGCAGAUGAGGAAGAAGCAGCAGCGGCUGCUCAAGAACAUGGAUGCCCACAAGGUCAUGCUGGACCUGCUGCAGAUCCCCUACGACAAGGGCGAUGCCAAGAUGAUGGAGAUCCUGCGCUACACACACCAGUUCCUGCAGAAGUUCUGUGCGGGGAACCCCGGCAACCAGGCCCUGCUGCACAAGCACCUGCACCUCUUCCUCACGCCCGGGCUCCUGGAGGCCGAGACCAUGCAGCACAUCUUCCUGAACAACUACCAGCUGUGCUCGGAGGUCAGCGAGCCGGUGCUGCAGCACUUCGUGCACCUGCUGGCCACCCACGGGCGCCACGUGCAGUACCUGGACUUCCUGCACACCGUCAUCAAGGCCGAGGGCAAGUACGUCAAGAAGUGCCAGGACAUGAUCAUGACUGAGCUGACCAACGCAGGAGAUGACGUGGUCGUGUUCUACAACGACAAGGCCUCGCUGGCCCACCUGCUGGACAUGAUGAAGGCCGCCCGGGACGGCGUGGAGGACCACAGCCCGCUCAUGUACCACAUCUCCCUGGUGGACCUGCUGGCCGCCUGCGCCGAGGGCAAGAACGUCUACACGGAGAUCAAGUGCACCUCCCUGCUGCCCCUGGAGGACGUGGUGUCUGUGGUGACCCACGAGGACUGCAUCACGGAGGUGGCUGCGUCCACGCGGGAGCUGACGGGGAGGGCGCGGGGGCAGGGCGGCUGCGUGUGCAGUAAGCGGGAGAAGCGCCUGGCCGAUCCCACCCUGGAGAAGUACGUGCUGAGCGUGGUGCUGGACACCAUCAGCGCCUUCUUCAGCUCCCCGUUCUCCGAGAACAGCACCUCCCUGCAGGCAGAGCCGCCCCCCCUGCAGGUGCAGCUGCUGAUCUCCGCCCAGGACGUGGAGAACUACAAGGUCAUUAAGGCGGAGCUGGACCGGCUGCGGACCAUGGUGGAGAAGUCGGAGCUGUGGGUGGACAAGAAGGGCAGCGGCAAAGGCGAGGAGGUGGAGGCGGGCACCGCCAAAGACAAGAAGGAGGUGUGCAGUAAGCGGGAGAAGCGCCUGGCCGAUCCCACCCUGGAGAAGUACGUGCUGAGCGUGGUGCUGGACACCAUCAGCGCCUUCUUCAGCUCCCCGUUCUCCGAGAACAGCACCUCCCUGCAGACACACCAGACGAUCGUGGUGCAGCUGCUGCAGUCCACCACGCGGCUGCUCGAGUGCCCGUGGCUGCAGCAGCAGCACAAGGGCUCGGUGGAGGCCUGCAUCCGGACCCUGGCCAUGGUGGCCAAGGGCCGGGGCAUCUCGCUGCCCAUGGACCUGGAUGCCCACAUCAGCUUGCUGCUCAGCAGUGGUGCCAGCUGUGUGGCUGCUGCCCAGAGGAACGCUUCCAACUACAAGGCGGCCACGCGGGCCUUCCCGCGAGUCACCCCCACGGCCAACCAGUGGGACUACAAGAACAUCAUCGAGAAACUGCAGGACAUCAUCACGGCCCUGGAGGAGCGCCUGAAGCCCCUGGUGCAGGCCGAGCUGUCCGUGCUGGUGGACGUCCUGCACUGGCCCGAGCUGCUCUUCCUGGAGGGCAGCGAGGCCUACCAGCGCUGCGAGAGCGGGGGCUUCCUGUCCAAGCUGAUCCAGCACACCAAGGACCUCAUGCAGUCGGAGGAGAAGCUGUGCGUCAAGGUGCUGCGGACUCUGCAGCAGAUGCUGCUCAAGAAGGCCAAGUACGGGGACCGGGGCAACCAGCUACGCAAGAUGCUGCUGCAAAACUACCUCCAGAACCGCAAGUCCAGCUCGCGGGGGGACCUUCCGGACCCCAUGGGCGUCGGCCUGGACCAGGACUGGUCAGCCAUCGCGGCCACCCAGUGCCGGCUGGACAAGGAGGGGGCCACCAAGCUGGUGUGUGACCUCAUCACCAGCACCAAGAACGAGAAGGUCUUCCAGGAGAGCAUCGGCCUGGCCAUCCGCCUGCUGGACGGCGGCAACACCGAGAUCCAGAAAUCCUUCUACAACCUGAUGACAAGCGACAAGAAGUCCGAGCGCUUCUUCAAGGUGCUGCACGACCGCAUGAAGCGGGCACAGCAGGAGACCAAGUCCACGGUGGCCGUCAACAUGAGCGACCUGGGCAGCCAGCCCCGCGAGGACCCGGAGCCAGCAGACCCCACCACCAAAGGCCGUGUGGCCUCCUUCUCCAUGCCCGCUGUGCCACACCCCCUCACCUGUGCUCUGCAGAACUUCCUGCGCUGUCAGAACAACAAGACCAACUACAACCUGGUGUGCGAGACGCUGCAGUUCCUGGACAUCAUGUGCGGCAGCACCACGGGCGGCCUGGGGCUGCUGGGGCUCUACAUCAACGAGGACAACGUGGGGCUCGUCAUCCAGACCCUGGAGACCCUCACCGAGUACUGCCAGGGCCCCUGCCACGAGAACCAGACCUGCAUCGUGACGCACGAGUCCAACGGCAUCGACAUCAUCACUGCGCUGAUUCUCAACGACAUCAGCCCCCUGUGCAAGUACCGGAUGGACCUGGUGCUGCAGCUCAAGGACAACGCCUCCAAGCUGCUCCUGGGGCUGAUGGAGAGCCGGCACGACAGUGAGAACGCCGAGCGCAUCCUAAUCAGCCUGCGGCCGCAGGAGCUGGUGGACGUCAUCAAGAAGGCCUACCUGCAGGAGGAGGAGCGUGAGAACUCAGAGGUGAGCCCGCGUGAAGUGGGCCACAACAUCUACAUCCUGGCGCUGCAGCUCUCCAGGCACAACAAACAGCUGCAGCACCUGCUGAAGCCCGUGAAGCGCAUCCAGGAGGAGGAGGCUGAGGGCAUCUCUUCCAUGCUGAGCCUCAACAACAAGCAGCUGUCGCAGAUGCUCAAGUCCUCAGCGCCUGCGCAGCAGGAGGAGGAGGACCCCCUGGCCUACUACGAGAACCACACGUCCCAGAUCGAGAUCGUGCGGCAGGACCGCAGCAUGGAGCAGAUCGUGUUCCCGGUGCCUGGCAUCUGCCAGUUCCUGACGGAGGAGACCAAGCACCGGCUCUUCACCACCACGGAGCAGGACGAGCAGGGCAGCAAAGUGAGCGACUUCUUCGACCAGUCCUCCUUCCUGCACAACGAGAUGGAGUGGCAGCGCAAGCUCCGCAGCAUGCCGCUCAUCUACUGGUUCUCCCGCCGCAUGACCCUGUGGGGCAGCAUCUCCUUUAACCUGGCCGUGUUUAUCAACAUCAUCAUCGCCUUCUUCUACCCCUACGUAGAGGGCGCGUCCACAGGAGUGCUGGACUCGCCGCUCAUCUCGCUGCUCUUCUGGAUCCUCAUCUGCUUCUCCAUCGCUGCCCUGUUCACCAAACGCUACAGCGUCCGCCCGCUCAUCGUGGCGCUCAUCCUGCGCUCCAUCUACUACCUGGGCAUCGGGCCCACGCUCAACAUCCUGGGUGCCCUCAACCUGACCAACAAGAUCGUGUUCGUGGUGAGCUUCGUGGGCAACCGCGGCACCUUCAUCCGGGGCUAUAAGGCCAUGGUCAUGGACAUGGAGUUCCUCUACCACGUGGGCUACAUCCUGACUAGCGUCCUGGGCCUCUUUGCCCACGAGCUCUUCUACAGCAUCCUGCUCUUCGACCUCAUUUACCGGGAGGAGACGCUGUUCAAUGUCAUCAAGAGCGUGACCCGCAACGGCCGCUCCAUCCUGCUGACCGCCCUGCUGGCCCUCAUCCUCGUCUACCUCUUCUCCAUCGUGGGCUUCCUCUUCCUCAAGGAUGACUUCAUCCUCGAGGUGGACCGGCUGCCCAGCAACCACUCCCGAGCCAGCCCCCUGGGGAUGCCGCCUGGAGCGGCCACGUUCAUGGGCACGUGCAGCGGCGACAGGAUAGACUGUGGCUCAGGGGUCUCGGUGCCCGAGGUCCUGGAAGAGGACGAGGAGCUGGACAGCGCGGAGCGGGCCUGUGACACCCUGCUCAUGUGCAUCGUCACCGUCAUGAACCACGGGCUGCGCAACGGCGGCGGCGUGGGCGACAUUCGGUGGGUCCACUCUGCCACCUUCCUUCUGCCGUGGCCGGGCCCCUCCAUCACAGCCCUGACCUGCCGGAGCCCUGCCUGCCCGGUGGACGGGGGCUGCGGGCCCACCUCCAUCCUUGCCCUGCAGGAGUCUCUCUUCCCGGCCCGAGUGGUCUACGACCUCCUGUUCUUCUUCAUCGUCAUCAUCAUUGUGCUGAACCUCAUCUUCGGGGUGAUCAUCGACACCUUUGCUGACCUGCGCAGCGAGAAGCAGAAGAAGGAGGAGAUCCUCAAGACCACGUGCUUCAUCUGCGGUCUGGAGAGGGACAAGUUUGAUAACAAGACGGUGUCGUUUGAGGAGCACAUCAAGUUCGAGCACAACAUGUGGAACUACCUGUACUUCAUCGUGCUGGUCCGCGUGAAAAACAAGACGGACUACACAGGGCCCGAGAGCUACGUGGCCCAGAUGAUCAAGAACAAGAACCUGGACUGGUUCCCCCGGAUGAGGGCCAUGUCCCUCGUGAGCAACGAAGGGGAGGGGGAGCAGAACGAGAUCCGGAUUCUUCAAGACAAGCUGAGCUCCACCAUGAAGCUGGUGUCCCACCUCACCGCCCAGCUCAACGAGCUCAAGGAACAGAUGACCGAGCAGCGGAAACGCAGGCAGCGCCUGGGCUUUGUGGACGUCCAGAACUGCAUGAGCCGCUGAGCCCGCGAGACCCGCCAAAGCCUGCGCCGGGCACUGGUACCGAGCUGUGGCUGGGAACACUGCCCUUCUCUCGGUCGGGUGGCCCAGCCAGCCCACCAGCUCGAGGCCAGGUGCCCACCCAGCCUCCAGCUCCUGCUCUG